This is a messenger RNA of Amphibalanus amphitrite, 718 nucleotides long. Its product is annotated as 60S ribosomal protein L44-like. Bases 353 to 667 code for a protein of 104 amino acids. Lineage: Eukaryota; Metazoa; Arthropoda; Thecostraca; Balanomorpha; Balanidae. The record is from RefSeq and is a predicted model, not a curated record. The transcript has 3 exons. Gene Ontology annotation, biological process: translation. Gene Ontology annotation, molecular function: structural constituent of ribosome. Gene Ontology annotation, cellular component: cytosolic large ribosomal subunit; ribosome.
AUAUUCUAUCGAUGUACAAAACUUUGUGAAAAGUUGGUAUAGAAAUUCAAUAUUUGAAGUCUCAGAUCAAAAUUUUACAUUCAAAAACAUUUUAUAAAUUUUAAUCUGAUAUUUUUUGUCCAUAACUGCCAUUUAACUUCAAUAUCAAUAAAAAUAUUUUCUGUUUUUAUGCUUGUAAUUUACUACUUUACUCUAAUUAUUAUUUUGAAAAUAAUUUUGAACAAUUGCAUUGAAAAUUUUUAUCAAAAAAUCAGAAAUAGGCAAAACUGUUUAUAUUUAUCGAUACAAUACUUUUUGUAGCUUAUAACGUCGAUAGUUUGUAAACUUCCUUUGACAAAAGCAAGCUGCAAAGAUGGUGAACGUUCCGAAGUCCAAGCGGACUUUCUGCAGGAGCUGUAAAGCUCACAAGGUCUUCAAAGUAGCCCAGUACAAAAAGUCUAAGGAGAGGCCCGCCUCCCAGGGUCGUCGUCGUUACGACAAGAAGCAGGCCGGAUUCGGUGGCCAGACCAAGCCCAUCUUCAGGAAGAAGGCCAAGACUACCAAGAAGAUCGUGCUGCGUAUGGAAUGCACCGCCUGCAAGCAUAAGCGCCAGGUUCCCAUCAAGCGGUGCAAGCACUUCGAGCUGGGAGGAGACAAGAGAAGGAAGGGAGUGAUGAUCCAGUUCUAAGCCGCGAAAGAAAUGCCCACAUUAUCUUGUCAAUAAAAUCUCGCUCGAAGA